AUGAGACUGGUGCUACCUAACCCAGGGCUGGAUCUCCGGAUCCCCAACUACGAGGAUCUGGACAGGAUCGAGAAGGAGGAGGCAGAAGGCAGUGACCGACCCAAAUGGGACAACAAAGCCCAGUACAUCCUCACCUGUGUGGGCUUCUGCAUUGGGCUUGGGAACGUGUGGAGGUUCCCUUACUUGUGUCAAAGUCAUGGAGGAGGUGCCUUUCUGAUACCAUACCUCAUUCUGCUGGUGCUGGAGGGAAUGCCGCUCCUGCUGCUGGAGUUUGCCAUUGGCCAGCGUCUGAGGAAAGGCAGUGUGGGAGUGUGGAGGGCCAUCAACCCUUAUCUGACUGGUAUUGGUAUAGCCUCCAUGCUGGUGUCCUUCUUGGUUGGACUGUACUACAACACCUUAAUAGCCUGGAUCAUAUGGUAUCUCUUCAAUUCCUUUCAAAGCCCACUGCCUUGGACCCAGUGUCCUCUCAAUGACAACAGGACAGGAUUUGUACCCGAGUGUCAAGAGAGCUCCACAGUGGAUUACUUCUUUUAUCGAGUGACUCUGAAUAGUUCGGCUUCUAUCGAUGAAUCAGGAGGAAUCCACUGGCCCAUAGUCCUGUGCCUGUUCGCUGCCUGGUCAAUAGUCGCUAUCUGCUGCAUAAGGGGAAUUAGCACUUCUGGCAAGGCAGUGUACGUCACUGCCAUCCUGCCAUACAUAGUGCUCGCCAUCUUCCUGAUCCGAGGACUGACUCUUAAAGGAGCCCUGAGUGGAAUUAAGUUCCUCUUCACACCAGAAGUGGAGGAGUUGAUGAAACCAAUAACCUGGUUGGAUGCAGGUGCUCAGGUCUUUUACUCCUUUGGUUUGGCAUGGGGAGGCCUCAUCUCCUUCUCAAGCUACAACCCUGUUCACAACAACUGCAUGCAGGAUGCUGUGAUCCUGUCUGUGGUAACUGGCUUCACUUCAGUCUACGCUGCCAUGGUCACCUACACCAUCAUCGGCUUCAGGGCCACUGAGAAAUAUGACAACUGUAUCAGUGGAAACAUCAUGACAUUAUUAAAUGCAUUUAAUCUUCCUGAGGACAACAUCACUACAGACAACUACGAGGCAGCGUUCAAUCACCUCAACAGCUCCAAUCCUGACAUUGUCCUUGGACUGGACAUCAAAACUUGUGACAUACAGACGCUUCUUAGUGAGGGAGUGGAGGGAACAGGUCUGGCCUUUAUUGUGUUUACAGAGGCCAUCACCAAGAUGCCUGGUUCCCCAAUCUGGUCUGUCCUCCUCUUCCUCAUGAUGCUCUGCUUGGGCCUCUCAACCCUGUUUGGCAACAUUGAAGGAGUGGUGGUCCCCUUAAAGGACCUGAACGUGUUCCCUAAAAAUUGGCCCCAUGAAGCUCUGACAGGAACAAUAUGUGUUGUCUGCUUCCUCAUCACCCUCCUGUUCGCGCAGCCUUCAGGGUUUUACUGGGUCAAUCUCUUUGACAGUUUUGCCGGAUCAGUUCCUCUCCUCACCACUGGAUUGUUUGAGAUGAUAGCUGUUGUUUACAUCUACGGCAUAGACAGGUUCAAUGAGGAUUUCAAGUUCAUGACCGGACGUAAGCCUUCCAUCUUCUGGCAGGUGUCAUGGAGGUUCAUCAGUCCUCUAAUCGUCCUGGUGAUCUUAGUUUUCUACCUGGUGACCCAAGCCCAAGAAGAGCUCAGCUAUUUAGUCUGGGACCCAAACGCUGUGGAGUUUCCAUCCCUGGUUAGAGCACUUUACCCUUCGUGGAUCAAUGCAGUCAUAUUCCUAUUGGCAGGCGUCCCUAGUGUGGCAGUGCCUGUGUAUGCAUUGUGUAGACUGGUUUUUAAUUGCUUUAAGAAAAGAAGUCUUGAUGGCUCCUUGGUCGCCAUGAGACUGACGCUUCCUAACCCAGGACUGGAUCUGCGGAUCCCCAACUAUAAGGAUCUGGAGAGAAUGGAGGAGGAAGACAUCAGUGACAGGCCAAAGUGGGACAACAAAGCCCAGUACAUCCUGACCUGCGUGGGCUUCUGCAUUGGGAUCGGCAACGUAAACAUCAUGAAACUAUUAAAUGCAUUUAAUCUUCCUGAGGACAACAUCACUACAAGCAACUACGAGGCUGCGUACAAUCACCUCAACAGCUCCAAUCCUGACAUUGUCCUUGGACUGGACAUCAAAACGUGUGACAUGCAGAAGCUUCUCAGUGAGGGAGUGGAGGGAACAGGUCUGGCCUUCAUUGUGUUUACAGAGGCCAUCACCAAGAUGCCUGGUUCCCCAAUCUGGUCUGUCCUCUUUUUCAUUAUGCUUCUCUGCCUGGGAAUAUCAACCCUGUUUGGCAACAUUGAAGGAGUGGUGGUCCCCUUGAGAGACCUGAAAAUGCUUCCUCAAAAAUGGCCCCAAGAAGCCGUAACUGGAACAACAUGUGUUGUCGGAUUCGUCAUCUCGCUCCUGUUUGCACAGAAUUCUGGGUUUUACUGGGUAACGCUCUUCGACAAUUUUGCUGGAUCAGUUCCUCUUCUGACUAUUGGAUUGAUUGAGUUGAUCGCUGUCGUUCACAUCUAUGGCAUAGACAGGUUCAAUGAGGACUUGGAGUUCAUGAUUGGAUACAAGCCCUCCAUCUUCUGGCAGGUGUCAUGGAGGUUCAUCAGUCCUCUAAUCAUCCUAGUGAUCUUAGUUUUCUACCUGGUGAUCGAAGCUCAAGAUGAACUCACCUAUUUGGUCUGGGACCCAAGUUUUAAGGAGUUUCCAACUCUGGCAUCAGUGCCCUACCCUCCAUGGAUCAAUGCAGCCAUAUUUGUCUUGGCAGGAGUCCCCAGUCUGAUGGUGCCCGUGUAUGCAUUAUGUAAGCUGGUGUUUAGUCGCUGCAGGAAAAGCACUGCUUCCUGAAAAUGAGCAGCAUUGUCUUACAGCAGACAUCAUGUUUUAGAAUAGAACAAAAUGCAUUGUUAUUUAAUUAGUUGUUUCUUUCAUAAGUUAACUUUAUAUGUGAAUAACAUCUGUGCAAUAUGUCAGCAUCUCAAA
Molecule: messenger RNA, 2997 nt
Organism: Paralichthys olivaceus (Japanese flounder)
Lineage: Eukaryota; Metazoa; Chordata; Actinopteri; Pleuronectiformes; Paralichthyidae
Source: RefSeq, a predicted model, not a curated record